AAGGACUGUCCUACAGCAUGCUGGGAGGCGUGGGCGGCCUUUUCCCUCACUUGCCGCCCGUCGGAGAAACUCCUACUUGAAACUACAAAUCCCACAUGGCCAUGCGCGAGGGGAGGCGGGCACUUCUUCCGGAAGUUCGUUCCAGCUGUGGGUGCCCCAACUGCAGCCACAACGGGAGCCACCUAGUCGCCGCCGCGGGACCUGGACUGCUGGGGUCCGGACAGGGGUCGCCAUGAUCCGCUUCAUCCUCAUCCAGAACCGGGCCGGCAAGACGCGCCUGGCCAAGUGGUACAUGCAGUUCGAUGAUGAUGAGAAACAGAAGCUGAUCGAGGAGGUGCACGCCGUGGUCACCGUCCGCGAUGCCAAGCACACCAACUUUGUGGAGUUCCGGAACUUUAAGAUCAUUUACCGACGCUAUGCCGGCUUGUACUUCUGCAUCUGCGUGGACGUCAGCGACAACAACCUGGCCUACCUGGAGGCCAUCCACAACUUUGUGGAGGUCUUGAACGAGUAUUUCCACAAUGUCUGCGAGCUGGACCUGGUGUUCAACUUCUACAAGGUUUACACGGUGGUGGACGAGAUGUUCCUGGCCGGAGAGAUCCGAGAGACGAGCCAGACAAAGGUGCUGAAGCAGCUGCUCAUGCUGCAGUCACUGGAGUGAGGCCAUGCCCCGCGCCCGGCUGCUGCCCACUCCCGGCCAGGCCUGCCUGGCAGCUUCCCCGGAGGAAGGACCCCGGCGGGGCCUGGGCCACCAGGGAGGACUCUGCACCUGCUGCCUCUGGGCCCAGCAUGGGCGCAGGAGGCUACCCCGAGUGUCCCGAGUAACUGUGCCAUCAUUGUGUGAUGCCGUGAGUGUGCGUGGAGCCCCCAAUAAACAUCUGGUCCUGCCUGGC
This is a messenger RNA of Heterocephalus glaber (naked mole-rat), 893 nucleotides long. The record is from RefSeq and is a predicted model, not a curated record. NCBI's taxonomy places the organism in Eukaryota, Metazoa, Chordata, Mammalia, Rodentia, Bathyergidae.